AUGGCGGUUUCCGAAUGUGGUGGGAGUGUGUUAGCUUCUAUUUUAGAGGCUAAUGAGUUGGAUAAAAUAAGCGAAACUGCUAGAAAUAAACUUGAAUGCACUCUUUGCUCAAAAGAAGCAAUAGCCGACGGCCUGAAGACUGAAAUUCAAAAAUUUCGCAUUGAUUACGAGCAACGCUACUUUGAACUUGAAAAGAAGUUGAUUGCAGCUAAGGGCCGAUUCCAGUCGGAAGCUUCUUCUGCUAGUCACCUGAAAAAAGAAAAUGUUGAAUUCGAAAAACAAGUGAAAGAUUUGACAGAGGAAUUGAAAGAAGUGACAUCAUCUCGCGAUAAAAUUGAGAUCACCCACCAGCAGGUCUGUCGUUCCAAUGAUCACCUUGAAACAGAAAAGCAAGACUUACUGGAUGCCCUGGAACGCAAGAAUGUGGAACUUGAAAGACUCAAUGCUGAUUGGAAAAACUUAACAGAAAAAUUAGCAACAGCAAACCAACAGAAAGUUGAGGCUCAGGUUAAACUUGAUGAGAUUCAGAGCCAUGACAUGUCUGCAAAGUAUCGUGAGAAGAGACUGGAGCAAGAGAAGCAACUACUUGCAUCUCAAAAUGAAUGGCUCAACACAGAACUGAAAACCAAGACAAAUGAUUUGCUUGCUGUAAAGAAAGAAAAAUCUGAAAUGGUUCUGGGGCUACAAGCAAAAGUGACCAGUAUGACGGAUGAAGUCCAGCACUUGACGGACCUCAACGAAUCACUAAAGAAAACAAACUCUGACCAGACCAAAAAGAUUGAGAGUUUGAUUCAAAAAAUAAAAGAGAAUUCUGAUGCUCAAGCCCAGUCUGAGGAGUUGUUCCACAAUGAAAUCCAGUCACAGAGUAAAUUAGCCAGCUUAUAUAAGGCCUCUUCUGAAGAAUCAGAAGGAAAAGUAAAAGAGCUGAUCAGGGCCGUUGAAGAGCUCCAAAAAUUGUUGAAGCAGGCUACCGAAGCCCAUACUAAUUUGGAGAAUAAGAUUUCUGAAAUUGAAAAGGCUAAAGAUGAACAGGAAUAUGAGCUUCAAACGAAGUUGAAUACACUUACACGAGAGCUGGAGGAUGCAAAUGAUCUGUUGGCGGCAGCAAAGAAGAAAAGGUUACCUCCUUUGAGUGAGGAGGAGCUAAGUAACUUGUCCCCGACUGCAGCUGCUGCCAGCAAAUUCUUGAAGCCUGGAAUGACUCUAACUGAGAUUUAUAGUGAGUAUGUGAAAAGUACGGAAACACUGCAACAAACAACUGAAGAAAAUCAACGACUGAAUCAUUACCUUGACCAAAUUCUGGAGGAAAUUGAAGAGAAGGCACCUGUGUUGCAGAAACAACGAGAAGAUUAUGAGAAUUCUUUACAGACAACUGAAAUGCUGUCCAUCAAAUUAGACAAGGCUCUCCUGGAAUGUGAGCAGUUAAGAAUUGCUACUGAUGAUUCAGAAAGAAAAGCCUCACAGAUGAUGAGGGAAAAUCGCCGACUACAACAACAGGCAGGUGAUUUGUCCAGACAGAUUCGUGCCCUUCUCAAGGAGACGGCUGAGGCGAAUGGAACUCAUGUGACAGAUACGGAUGGGACGGUGUCAUCAAGUGACAUUUCCAGUUCAUCACAGGUCAUCUCGGAACAUCUGGUGUCAUUUAGAAAUAUCACUGAGCUGCAGCAACAGAAUGAGAGAUUGUUGGCUGUCGUUCGUGAGCUAUCAGAAAAGAAGGAAAAAGAAGAGCGUGAGACCAUUGAGUCAAAGACUUCUGAAUUGAAAUUGCAACUCGACAAAGCUGUCCAAGAGCUCUCUGAAAUGCGUGACACCAGGUCACGGCAGACGCAGAUGGUGGAAUCAAUCGUCCGCCAGCGUGAUAUGUACCGUGUGCUUUUAGCACAGACAGGCACCCCACCACCGGUAAGUGUCAGUGAUGCUUCUGUGUCUGUGCCUACCCCAUCAGCAACAACUGCCGCCCAGAAGAGUCCCGGCUUGCCGCAAAAGACCAGACAGUCCUCCGAUGACACUGCUGCUGCACUGAAACAGUUGAAAGAAGAAUUUGACACAUAUAGAAACGAAAAGAAUGAAAAUGAAAAGUUACUAAAUGAACAACUGGAGACGCUGCGAACUCAAGCCUCUGACUUCAGGGUUCAAAACGCCAAGCUAGCCUCACAGCUUGAUUUCGCCAGUGAACGUUACAAGAUAUUACAAGGCAACAUCGACGGUUACAAAAAGGAAAUAGCUGGUCUAAGGGACAAGGCUCAGAAACACAGCACAGAAGCUAUUAAGCUACAACAGACUAUCAACAGCCUCACUCAAGAUCAACUUGCUUUCCAAGAAAGGCUGUCGCGAGCUGAAGUGUCCUGUGAAAACCUGAGAGCAGAGCGAGAUAUGUUGAAGGGCGUUGAGGUGAGGCUUAGCCAAGAAAAAGAUGCAUUGAUGAGAGAGCACCAGGGACAGAACCUUCUGCUUGCAAACCUAGAAACAAUCAAGAACAACUUGGAGAGAUCAGAGUUUGAGGAAAAAGCCAGGAUGACCAAUAAAAUAGAGAGUCUGGACAGAGAGAUUAGCACGCUUAAGGGAAAGCUGGAAGCUGAGUCUAAGAACCAACAGGCAUCCAACAAAUCAUGGGAGAAACAACUAGAAGAAGCACACGGGCAGUGGAAGAAAGAAAUGGCAAGCCAUCAAGGAACAAGAGAAAAACUGGCCAAUGCUACCGCUGACCUCAAUAGUAUUAAGGAACAGUGUUCCACAGCCGAGGCACAGCUAGCAGCAGCACAAAUCAAACUUGACCAGGCCCUCAAGAAUGGUUCUGGAGGAGAAGCACCAGGAAAGACUGAUGAGUUCAAAGGACUGGCAGCUAAACUCAGACAAUCUGAGGAAGAAUUAAAACGUGUUAAAGAACAGUUACAAAACUCAAAGACAGCUGCAGAAAGGUUCAAGGGUAUGAGUGCAGCCUUUGAGCAGAGCUGUAAAGAACAGAAUGAUGCUUCAAAGACAUUUAAAGAAACAAUGGAAAGAAGAAAUCAGGAAGUGGUUGAAGCUAAUCAAAAGCUGGAGGAGAAAAUUCUAGAACUUGAGAAAGAAAAGGCGGAGAUGAAUUUGCAAAGCACCCAACUGCAAGAACUGGUUAACCAGCAAACGUCGGAACUGCGCAAAAAACUCUCCCAGGCCCAAACCCAACUGCAGGAGGCACUAGAGAAGAGCAGCGUGGCCCAGAGUAGGGAAGAAGCCGCUAGGCAGGAUUGCCAGAGCCAGGCCCAGCUGGCUAAAGAGUGUCAGGAUAAAUAUGAGAGAGAAUUUCUUCUACAUGCUGCUGAUUUGCAACAGCUGGUGACAGUUAAGGAGCAGCUGGAAGGCUACAACAGCAAACUUUCUGAGGCUCAAGAGGCAGGUAGAAAAGCAGAGGAUGCACUGAAUGCCUCAAAGAUUUCUUGGGAUGAACAGUUACGUAUUCAGAAAGAAGAGGUUUCUAGCCUGCAGUCCAGGUGUCAAGAUGUAGAGAAGCAGAAUGCUGUGCUUCAUGAACAGCUUGAAGUAUUGUCAAGUAAAUUUGUUAAUGAGCAGGAAAAGGAUGCUGCCGAUGCCGUCAACAUGUCAUUCAGUGAGGAUAAGUCUGUUGAGCAGUUAUUAGAAGUUAUCCGCUUCGUGCGACGAGAAAAGGAGAUAGCGGAGACACGCUUUGAGGUCGUACAGGCAGAAAGUGUUCGGUUCAAACUAAACUGCAGCUUAUUUGAGCGCAGGGUGGAAGAGACCCAGAAAGCCUUGACGGAUGAACGAGAACGAUCACAGGUUGCAGCUCAGACUCGAGCACAGCAUGAAGAUUUGGUCAGCAAAUUGGAAAAAUUAAAUGUUCUCACUGAUAGUAAUAAACUUCUAAGAGAGGAAAAGGAAAAGUUGGAACAACAACUGCAAUGUAUGGAAGCAAAGAUUAACAAGCUUGAGUCUGAUAUUGCUCCCUUACAAGAAACUAAUAGAGAGCUGAUCGUUCAAAAGUAUACUUUAUCGGCGGAGAAGACUUCAUUGACAAAUGAGGUUACCCGAUGGAAGGAACGAACCAAUAAUCUCAUUGAAAAAAGUAACAAGGCAGAUCCCGAGGAGCAGAAGAAACUUACUGAAGAACGAGAUAAUAAUCGAAAGACAAUCAAGACCUUAACAGAAGAGCAAUUCCGCAACAAAGCUGAAAUAUCUCGUCUCAACUCACAGUUAACAUCAUCUCGAUCUGAGAUUUCAAGAAUGAACCUGACCCACAGUAAUGCUCAAUCACAACACAAGCUUGAACUUGCGAAAGUGAAUGAGGCACUAAAUGCAUCAAAGAAGACAGUUGAAGAGAAGAUAAAGGAUGUGGAAGAACAGAAGAAGACUAUUAAUCAAGUGAGGAAGAUCGGGCGUAAGUACAAGUCACAGUUUGACGAACUGAAGCUUCAGUUUGAUACGCUUCAGGCCAAGGUUAAGGAGGAUGAAAAACAGCAGGCUGCGGCCACGCCCCAAGUUGGUCCAGAAACGGAGAGCAAGCUAAAGACUCUUGAAGAGCAGGUCAAGACUUUAACGGAGGAAACAACCCAAAUGAAAGAAGAGAAUGAGAAAAUGAAGACACAAUUAACAGAAAAAGAUGAGAAAGAAGAGAAGUUUAAAAAUGCCCUGCAGGGUACAAGGAAACGCAUGACAACCCUAAGUAGUAAGUCAAAAAAUUCUGUGGGUUUGAUUUACAGUACACACAGUGUAAAAAGCCUGGAUGACAUAGAUGAGUUAAAAGGUCAAGUGCAGGCUUCUGAAAUCCUGUCAGCAGAGCAGGAUAGGCAGUCAAACAAGGCAAAGGAGGAGUAUCAAAUUCAGCGGAGGAAGCUGGAACACCAACUCAAAGAGGCUAAUGAACAACAGAUGAAACUAAAAAAUGAGCUGGCACAACAGAGGCAGAAGGCACAGAAGGAUUUGGAAGACGUUCAACAAAAGUGUCAAGAGCAACAACGUAUCAUCAACGAUCAACAGAAACAACUACAGACACAACAGCAGCAACAACAAGUCCUGGUAGCAUCAGAGAGACCAAGCACAACAAGAGAAGAACCCCCACCAACAGCCAACAUCAAGCCAAUGGCGACACCCUCUCCCACGACCGCUAAGCCUUCCCCUACCUCAAGCACCUUAAGAGCCACAGCCAGUAUUCGACCAAUAGCAAAGACAGCCUCAUCCGUCUCCUCACCCUCAGUCACACCAACUCCCAUGGCAACGGUCAUGCCGCAAACGCAGGAACCCUCUUCCACUCCGUCCCAACCGCCUCCACAACCGGAGUCAUCGGAAAACGAGCUGUCUACCAUGACAAAUGUGGUCACGGCUACACCGGUGUGGGUUGUGCCUCCAACGCAGCUUGCUCCACCUGUUGCGAUUGCUGAGCCGGUGAUGGAGAGCCAGCCAUUGGCAGAAGAGCCCUCAACGUCACAAGGAUAUGAACCUGAAACCUCCGGUGGAUGUGAGGCUUGCGUACAGGCAGAAAGCACAAGUGUUGCAACCAUUGAACCCUCUACCAGCACAAGGCCAUCUACUGAACCUACCCCCUCUGCUGUAGCUAUGAAGAGGCCAAGAGAUGAUGAUGAUAAUGAGAGCGAAGCAGUACCAACAGAACGAGAAAGCACGCCCCCGCUUGAAAAGAAGCAGAAAGUUCAAAAACAGGGUGAAGCGUCCCCUGAACCAAGUAAGCAAAGCGAUCAGCCGAAGGAAGAACCCGUUCCGGAAGACAGCAAAGAAGCACAGGCUCUUCCCCAAGAAGUUGUCCAGCCGCGCGAGGAUCCUCGCAGGGAGAAGCAGCCACAGCGAGUUACGCAGCAGCAAGUAGAACAACAACGUGAAGCUGUACAACAAGAGGCUAACCAACAGGAUGGUCAGCAGUAUAAACCGCCACCAUGUGUCAACAAUGACGAUGAUGAGGUUCAGUUUGUUGAUAGUGAAGGAGACGAUGAUGCUGGGAUUGGCAUUGCCCUUGGAGAUGAGGAAAGAGAAGAUAGUGAUGUUAUUGUCCUUGAAAGUGAAGAUGAUGAAGAGGUUUUUGAAGGACAACAAAGGAAAGAUGAAGAAGAUGAUGACGAAGAUGAGGAUUAUGAAGAGUACGAAGAUGAAUUUGAGGAAACAGAUAUGGAUGAGAUUGAUGAAGAAGAAGAAGGAAUGGACAGAGGAGAUGAGGAAGAAGAUGAUGAUGAUCCAAUGGAAGAUGAUACAAACGAAGUUGUAGAGAUUAUUGAUGAGGAUGAUGACGAUGAUGUCAUGGAAACACAUCAAGACUCUUCUAGAAGCAGUUCCCAGCAGCAUGUCUCACCCUCUCUGUUAGGUGUUGUACCCCCAGAGCAGAGCCAAUCAUCUGCACCUCUUCAUCACAGAACCGAAAGACUGCCCUCAAUUGGCAGGCCGUCUCUCUUUUAUGCUACCGGUGUGCCGUUUGAAGAUGUUGGAGAUGACCGUCUGGUUCCUAGCACACCAACAUUAUUUGUUCCAAGGUCAGAUGGAGGUUUUGCUGAGGUCAUCAACUCACCAUUGUUACAGGCUUCACGAUUUCACUUUGGUCCUCCUGGUGAAGCUGAGACUACCAGACCAGGUCUAGCACAGCUGGAGACCCAAGAACGCCUUGGUAUGGAUGAGACACGUAUCAACCCAUUGUUAGGGGAUGAUGAUGGUGGACGUAGUGUUCCCACUACACCUUUAUUAGUACAUGCUCCAGAAGUCCAGCCAGCACGCAAGAGUUAGAAAUCGUUGAAGCUGGUGGUAGUGGAGAAGCAACAGCAGCAGCAAGAGCAGAAGACAUUGGGCCUAGCAGCUCAACAAACAAUGGUGGCGAGAAGGAAGCCAAGGAAGCACCCUCAACCAGUGGCCAAGCAGCUGAAAGCUCAACAGAACAGGGAGGUGAGGCUAAGAGUAAACCAAAACCCAUUGUAUGGAAUACCGGCAACCAGGCACAGAGUUCAGGACAUCCAACACAGAGCUCAGCAUCAGUAAGGCCUGCACAGCCAAGGCCCCAGUCUGCUGUGCGAGGGCGACGUCCAAUACAGAGAAAUCAACGAGGAGGAAGGGGGAGGUUCCAACCAGGAAGGGGACGAGGAGGCAACAUGUGAUGCGAUUACCUUAAGAACCAUUUUGAAGGAUAAUUAGAUUAACCCCAGCUGCAAAAACUUUGAUGUAAUCAUUUGUUUAUCAAAAAAAAAAAAAAAAAAUUCUUAACCAAUUACAAGCCCACAAACCCAACAAAAACUGCAAUACGUAUCUGUGUACUGUUUUUUGUGAAGAUAUGCGUGUAAAAUUUGGUGCUUGAUAAAACUUGAAUUCAAAAAUUCAUAAGUUUUUUUUCUGGAUAUGCAUGUUAAAAAUUAUGGACAGCAGUGCUAAGGCGUAUUGUUGCCAUUAAUGUUUAAAAAUAGAUAAACAAGAAACAAAAUCAAUCAUGUAGAGGCAUACAUUUCUUGUAAGUUAGUAUUUCCAAGAGAGCUGCUGUGUUGAGAGAGAGGGGGUGUGGGUGCAUGUCCACCGCUGUUUUGCUAAAUACAGUACUGUACUUUAUAUGUUUUAUUUUAAACAUUAACAGAGUGCUGCACGAUUGUGAUCUUCAUGCUCUUCAAGAAAAUAAAUUUCAUGAUGUGCUCAUGUUUUUGUUAUAUGUACUUAAUAGGUAGGCAUUUUUGUAUCGCAUGAAAUAAGGUUCAAUAAAUUCAAUUUGAAAGUUAAAACACUGAAGUAAAUAUGCAUCUUGUUAGUUAAGAUACUCGCCCUCCAAUCCUUGGGUUCUGUAGAAUACGAUUUGACCAUAUAUGGGAAUGAUGUAAAUAUGUUAUCCAUAUAUAUUGACCUGAUAGUGCUUUAAACACAUUUAAACUCCCUAUGCCUAAGACUUCCAUAUCUAUAAAACAUUGAUCCAUCCUGUAAUGUGAGAGUGCCAUGUCUUUGAAUAUGAAGUGAUGAACAAAAUAAGUGCAUUUUACAUUUCCUGUUGAAUGAGUUAAUCCUCUGCUGGCAAGUUCACCACUUGUACAGUAAAUAAUAGAAAAUCCACCUCUCUCAUUGCUGCUACUGUAUACGGUAAUCAUAUUAGGAUUCACAUUAAGAAAAGGGUAUCUAUCCACAAGACAUGGUUCAAGGUUGGUAAAAAAAAUCAUUGUGUUGAUGAAUGCAGUCUGUAUUUUUUUUACAAUACAGUUGUCAUUGAAUUUCGUGUCCUUAGCAUAUGGGAAUUCUAAGUUUCAGUAUUAAAUGAUAACAGAUGUUAAUUAUGAUGAAUCCAUUUUUUUAUCAGCUUUAUUUUGUAAGCACCUUUUCUAUUUAUGCUGGUUGUAAGAAGUUAGGACAAAUAAAUCACAGCAAAAAAAUAUGAAUAAUUAAAUGUAAUAAUAAUUUUGGUUUCCUUUAUAAAAAAUAACUUUUCAUGUGUAAUUUUUGUUGGACGUUGAAUAUAAUAGCAUGUGUUGAGAAUAAAAAGCAAGCUACUGUACAUCCAAAAA
Messenger RNA from Anneissia japonica, 8456 nucleotides. RefSeq names its product nucleoprotein TPR-like. Gene Ontology annotation, molecular function: structural constituent of nuclear pore. Gene Ontology annotation, cellular component: nuclear pore. Lineage: Eukaryota; Metazoa; Echinodermata; Crinoidea; Comatulida; Comatulidae. The record is from RefSeq and is a predicted model, not a curated record. Gene Ontology annotation, biological process: mRNA export from nucleus; protein import into nucleus.